This is a messenger RNA of Electrophorus electricus (electric eel), 1284 nucleotides long. NCBI's taxonomy places the organism in Eukaryota, Metazoa, Chordata, Actinopteri, Gymnotiformes, Gymnotidae. The record is from RefSeq and is a predicted model, not a curated record.
GUGAGGUGUCAAGCAACCUUAUGAGCAGCACACUUAAGUAAAGUGUUGCUAAACAUAAUAAAAACUAUUCAAAUUGUGCUAUAACAUCAGUCAUUUUUUAGUACAUUAUUUGACCUAUUUCAAUUUGCCUCAGAAGAGAAAGGGUUAAAGAAGGGGAUAAUCCUCGUCUUGUGAUCCUAAGUCCAAGUAUGAAAGAAGGUCUUUAUGAGUUUAGAGCGGUCAGGCACACAAACACACACCCUCCUGCGGUGCACAGCUGAAACUGCACGGUCGGAUCGCGCUUGCUAUGCGCCCUGAUGUGGUGGCGGCGAGUAGUUGGACGUAUGGAGGAGUGUGAAAACAGUGGAGCAGAGCCAGAGGCUCUGGCCCCAGGAAGCCCCGCUGCAGAGCUGGACCUCACCAGGCUCUCCUUCGCAUACCAGGGCCUCCUGGAGAUCCCUUAUAAUAUUAUUUUUGAGCAGCGUGACACCCUCGAGAUUCUAGACUUGAGCUACAACCUGCUGGAUGAGAGCCCGGCUCUUCUGGGGGAGCUGGAGAGGCUGAGCACCCUCAUCCUGGACUGUAACAAUUACAGCGCUCAUGUCAAGUUCCCCUACAUACCCAACCUCACCACUCUGUGGAUCAACAAGAACAAAAUCAGAAACCUCCCCAUUAUAGUAGAUGAGAUACGUCGCAAGUUCCCCAAUAUUAAGCUUCUCAGUAUGAUGAAUAACGAAGCAGCCCCCAGUUACUUUAAUGGAGGGAGUCUCACCCAGUACAUUGACUACAGGCAGUAUGUUAUCAGUCAGAUUCCCAGCUUACACGUGCUGGAUGACACGGAGGUGCAAGAGACUGAGCGCGAACAUGCCAGGAAGACUUACCGGGUGCAGGGGACCAGGGAGGGCAGCAAGAAGAGGGAAAAGCUCCGUCACGGAACGACAGCUGCUCAUCACUUCACCACACUCUCGUGAAAUCUGUACUCCUUGAAACCAAAAACAAACAACUUUUCAUUCCAUGACUGCAUAAGAAUGAGAACAAUGUGGACAAGAUGUAGUUCAAGACUGCAUUUACAAAGUGAUUUGAAACCCUUGUGCAUGACAGCCAUUAGUCAGGCAAUUGUCUUUUCUUUGUUUAAUACGUUAAAAAAAGGUUAGACACGGGAAAGUGUUUGUUUUGUUUGCUUCAAAAGGCACAAAUUGUAGGGGCUUGUAUAUUCUAAAUAUGAUGAAAUUUGAACUGAAUUAUGAAAACGUCAGUUCUAUACAAAGUUGUUUCUGAAGAGCAAAUUAAAUACGCAAUGCAUAA